Ictidomys tridecemlineatus (thirteen-lined ground squirrel) is the source of this 2871-nucleotide messenger RNA. The record is from RefSeq and is a predicted model, not a curated record. Lineage: Eukaryota; Metazoa; Chordata; Mammalia; Rodentia; Sciuridae.
AUGCGCGAGCCAAACUCUCGCGAGAACGUCUGCUACUUCGUAGAGACUUGGCGCGGCCGGAACGCCUGGGAUAUGGCCCGCCUGGUGCCGUCCUGGACCCGGUUGGACAAACAGCAAGAGCGGGACGUGCGAGAGCUCAUCCGGCGUGUGUCUGGCCUCCAAGACGAGGCAGAUCCCAACUUCCAGCUGGCCCUGAACUUCGCCUGGUCCAACUUCAGAUUUCAUCGUUUCUUGGAUGUCAACAGCCACAAAAUAGAAAAGACAAUAGAAGGAAUUUAUGAAAAAUUUAUUAUUCAUUCUGAUCUCAGCAAAGCUGCUAGUUGGAAGAAAUUAACUGAGGAAUUUCUAAAUUCAUCACUUCCCAGCAUAAAAGAAAUAAAGGUAUGCUUCCAACCAACAGAUGAGCCAGAUGGCCGAAGCUGGUUAGAACAGCAUGUGGUUCAUCAGUACUGGACAGCCAGACCCUCACGAAUUCCACAUAGUUUGCAUUUACACUCCAAUUUAGCUGCUGUAUGGGAUCAACACUUGUACAGUAGUGAUCCAUUGUAUGUUCCAGAUGAUAGAGUUUCUGUUACUGAGACACAGGUUAUUCGGGAAACUCUAUGGUUACUUUCAGGGGUAAAAAAACUCUUUAUAUUUCAGUUGAUAGAUGGGAAGGUAACUGUGAGAAACAAUAUUAUAGUAACUCAUUUGACACACAGCUGUUUACGAUCUGUGCUGGAACAAAUUGCAGCAUAUGGCCAGGUUGUAUUUCGACUCCAGGAAUUCAUUGAUGAAGUCAUGGGACACAGCUCCGAAAGCCCAUUACCUGGAAGUGGUUCCAUUCCUAAAAAGUCAACUGAAGCUCCCUUUAGAACCUACCAGGCUUUCAUGUGGGCCCUGUACAAAUAUUUUAUUAGCUUCAAAAAGGAACUUACAGAAAUUGAGAAGUCCAUCAUCAAUAAUGAUACCACCAUAACUCUUGCAAUAGUAGUGGACAAGCUCUCACCUCGAUUGGCUCAGCUCAAGGUUUUGCACAAAGUGUUUAGUACUGGAGUAGCAGAAGUUCCCCCUGACACUCGGAAUGUUGUCCGGGCAUCUCACCUGCUCAAUACCCUGUACAAGGCCAUUCUUGAAUAUGACAAUGUUGGAGAAGCCUCUGAGCAAACUGUCUCCCUCCUAUUCUCUCUCUGGGUGGAAACAGUGCGGCCAUACCUGCAGACUGUGGAUGAGUGGAUUGUGCAUGGGCACUUGUGGGACGGCGCCAGGGAGUUCAUCAUACAGAGGAACAAAAAUGUUCCAGUAAAUCACAGAGACUUCUGGUAUGCAACUUACACAUUAUAUAGUGUAUCAGAAAAGACAGAGAAUGAAGAAAAAAUGAAUGACAAUGCUAGCGCAAGUUCUGGCAGUGACCAGGGUCCCUCCAGCAGGCAGCACACCAUGGUGUCCUUCCUCAAGCCUGUCCUCAAGCAAAUCAUAAUGGCCGGCAAGUCAAUGCAGCUGUUGAAGAACCUGAGGUGUGCGGAGAGCACUGCGAGCCAGGUGGCAGCCAGAGACGCAGACAGAAAAAGCUUAUACACCCUCUUUCUGGAAUCUGUACAGUCACGUCUUCGACGUGGAGAAGAUUCCACUCCACAGGUCCUUACUGAUCAACAGGCAACCAAAGAGAACCUAAUUAAGAUGCAGUCCAUAGCUGAAAGGCAUCUUGAACUGGAUGACAUUCAUGACCCACUGCUGGCCAUUAACUUUGCAAGGUUGUAUUUGGAGCAGAGUGACUUUCACGAGAAGUUUGCUGGUGGUGACAUAUGUGUGGAUAGAUCAUCAGAAUCUGUAACUUGCCAGACUUUUGAAUUAACAUUGAGGUCUUGCCUCUAUCCUCAUAUUGAUAAGCAGUACCUAGCUUGUUGUGGAAAUCUCAUGCAAACCUUAAAAAAAGAUUACAGAUUGGUUGAGUACUUGCAGGCCAUGAGAAACUUUUUCUUAAUGGAGGGUGGAGAUACCAUGUAUGACUUCUACACAUCAAUUUUUGAUAAAAUAAGAGAAAAGGAAACCUGGCAGAAUGUUUCUUUUCUUAAUGUCCAGCUCCAAGAAGCAGUAGGACAGCGUUAUCCUGAAGACAGUUCACGGUACCCUUCUCAGGAACACAUGGAUGAAGCAGUGUGCGGCACCUUGCUGCAGAAGCAGAUCGCAUUCUUUCACUCUGAACUUGCAAAUACUACUGAAAAAUCACAACUUAAAGAAGGCCUACUGAGUGAGCAAGACGCAGUUGCUCAGUUUGGAUCACAAAAGGCACCAGUAGGACAGCAGAUCCAUCGCAUGUUCCUCUUAAGAGUGAAGCUCAUGCACUUUGUGAACAGUUUACACAACUACAUCAUGACCAGGAUUCUUCAUAGCACAGGGCUGGAGUUUCAGCAUCAAGUUGAGGAAGCCAAGGAUUUAGAUCAGUUGAUUAAAAUUCACUAUAGAUAUUUGUCAACCAUCCAUGAUCGAUGUCUACUGAGAGAAAAGGUAUGAGAGAUGUUACCACCCAUGUGGCCAGUGAGGCAGGAGGAAAGCUGGGCAAGUGGGAAUUUCUAUCUGCUUUGCAAUUUUGUGAUUAUUAAGCUACUGUCCUGCACAAUCUUUUCCUAGGAAGGACAGGGUCAAAUGAGGCUACAUUACCUACCCCUUAUUUCUAAGAACAACAUGAGAACUGUAUUACCAUAGUCAGCAUCCCCUGUGCCUUACACCUGGAUUUAUUUAGAAAAUUAGGUCACAAUUGUGGAGCAAUUGUGUAUUCGGCUUAAUGUGAAUAUAUGAAAUUGAAUAGUAUCACAACCAUUGAUCUGAAUGGCCAUCCCAGGGUGGUAGCUUGCCUUCUUGGUUCCACUGUGCUGCCAGUACCUCCUUUAU